UUUCUUGUCAGGGAGAUCCUUGCUGUGCUGCUACCCUUGCGAGUACCACCAAGCAAAACAAGGCUCGUACCGCGCCUUAUCCUCCCAACACAACCUACGCUCAUCGCGCCGCGCUCCAGCACCGUGAGCAUGGCGUUGCACUGCGCUGCCGCCGUCAGCGUCUCGCCGUCCACCGGCCAGUGCCUCCUGCAUCGUCAACACCACCGCCGGUGUGCUGUGCCAAGGCCACGGUUCCGGCCGCAGCCACGCGGCCUGACAACCACCGGUGGCCCUGCCCGGUGGGCGUGCGGCGCCAGGAGGCGGGUGAGGUACGAGGAAGAGGAUGAGGACGAGGAGGAGUACGGGCACAACGAGGAGAUGGCGCGGCUGGAGGCCUACAGCGAGGGAGCGCGCGACGUGGCCCUCCUGGUCACGGCCGCCGUCGACGGCGAGCUCGAGCCCGUGCUCGUCUUCAAGGGCUUCUCGUCGAGCCUGAGCGGGAGGACGGCGCCGGACCCGGCCAUGAGCGUGCUCCCGGAGAGGGCCGUCAUACAGCGCGUCGACGUGGUCAAGGGGCCGUUCGACCCCAGCAACAUCGAAUACCUCGAGAAGGAUCUGCCAUGGGAAGAAUUCAAGAGCCGCCUCCAAUAGCAAAACAUGUAAUAGAAUUGUACUGUAGACAGGUUGUGAAUCUUCUGCUGUUUGUGACCAAUCAGUUCAAUUGGAGAUCAAGGCAUGAAAAA
Messenger RNA from Triticum aestivum (bread wheat), 722 nucleotides. RefSeq lists its product as uncharacterized. Gene Ontology annotation, cellular component: chloroplast. The transcript has 2 exons. The record is from RefSeq and is a predicted model, not a curated record. Lineage: Eukaryota; Viridiplantae; Streptophyta; Magnoliopsida; Poales; Poaceae. The coding region runs from base 130 to 630 and encodes 166 amino acids.